GUUUCACAAUACAAAAUCACGAAACUCGAUUUUCUUUUCGUAAUAAAACGAAAAAUACACAGAAAUGCGAAGAGAAUUUAUACUACUUUUGUUAGGUAUAAUAUGUGUUUCAACUUUAUCGUCUAUGUUAUCCGGAUAUGUGCAAAUUGAGGCUGAUAAAGUGCUAUUAGACACGGUGGUCGGUGCGGUGGGAGCAGGAAACUUUUCUUAUUGGCAAUUAGGGCAUACCGGGCCUUUAUUAGUGGAACUAACGUCUUUAGCGGGUGAUGCGGACCUGUAUGUGUCUGAUACAAUCAGGCCAAGCUAUGAGGUUGAUAAGAACAACUUCAGCUCUGCUACAUGUGGUCCGGACCUUGUCAACAUUCCUUCAGACUUUCCCAGACCUAUAGGUAUUGGAGUCUUCGGGCACUGGUCGCACCACCUGUCGGAGUACAGUAUCCAGGUGUUCCUGGACGCUUCAGCCAUUAUGGACUCCUCGUUGCUACUGACUGGUGACCGCCAGUCUGGGACAGAUCGACCUGAACUCUCAUUUUCAGAACUGGAAAAGAGAAGCAGAGAGAAGCCAUCGCGGAAGUCAGAAGAGGAGAAACCGCGGUUCAUCAAGUUGUUGAGCAUUUUGGACAUGAUAUUCGAGAUGUUUGUGUUAUAAUUUUUGUGUAUAGCUUUGAUUUAGAGGGAUUAUUAUUUAGUAUUCGUAUUACUCAGUCGGUGCCUGAGGAGGUAUGUAUUAUUAUUCUGUCUAAGGCGAUUAUCACACUGCGCCGCGCUCCGCUGCGGUACGCGGGACGACAGAUUUAAUCAUUGUAUGCAAGUACCUCAGUUUGUAUAGAAAACACGCGCGGCACAACACACUGACAACGCGUCUGCGCGCGGGAUUUUUUAUAUGAAAUUACGCGAACCGCGGCGGAGCGCGGCGCAGUGUGAUAACAGCCUAAUAGCGGCAUUUGUGUUUUUGAAACGUCAAACGUCUUCUUCUUUUAUUUUGGCCACGACUUGGUUUUGAGAACCAUGAUUUCGCCAAUGUCACGUAAACAGCUUUGACAGAGAAUAACAGGGUUUACAAAUAAAAAAAAAAAUUUACAUUUCUAAAGCAAAAUUAUAGUUCCAAAAUACUGAACUGUCCUAUGCAUGACAUUGACAGCGGGGCGCCACCGUCAAUACCGGAUCGCUGCUUCCGAUUUUUGCCAUGUUGGAAAUCAUAAUUAUAGUUGAACGAUGGUAGCGCCCCCCUGUCAUUGAGUUUGGUGGGACAGUUCAGCGUGGGUCAUCUAUAUUUGUGUGAGUACGUCAAACGUCAGCGAGACUUCAUAUUUGUAUACUCUGUCACGUCAUAAUAUGUCAAUGCCACCCCUCCCGCGCCGCUCCCAUGCCUCAGGCACUGAUUGAGUAAGCGCUAGACAUAUAGGACAAUGGGUGAGGAAUGGGCCGAUACCAAAUCAGUGUGAUGUGUAUACUUUUAUACGCGUUCAUAAUUAUACUGAUUAACAGACAUACAGGGUGUCCCAAAAACAAUGGAUAACCCUGUAACCAUCGAUAGGCCUCGUCAUGGUCUCCCUAACGUCCAAUUUUGACCCCAGUAAAAAUAUCACCGUUUUCAAGAUUUUUAAGUUUUUGUGCAUUUUUAGAAAAUUGCCACCUGCGAUUACUUUUUCCCAUGCCAUUUCUACAAAUGAGGAUACUUUUCAAUCUAGUUUUUUUCCUUAUCACAAGGGAUAGAUGGGCUAUCAAAAGAAAAUAUUAAAGUUCAACAAACUAGUUUAAAAGUAUGAAAAUUUUAAGAAAUUGCAGAGAAGAAGGAAAAAUUAAUUCAUUGUCUUGCACUUUUGAUCAGCCGUCGUGUAAAAAAAAUGUAGGAAGACCAUCGUGCCCAUUACCUUAAAAACUUCCUUGGUUAAUUGAGAUUCUAAAAAGGUAUCACAAGCCUAUGUAUUCUGUAUUAUUUUUAUCUUAUGGCUACUUGAAUAGCAACUAGUAUGAAAACUGCAAAAAUUAGUUUUUAUCGUAAUAGUUAAACUAGGACUGCAUAGUGGCAUUAAAUACAAAUGGAUAAUUUUUAGCGUAGGAAUUUUAAUAAAGCAACAUUUUAUCAUCAUCAUCAUCAUCAUUUCAGCCAUAGGACGUCCACUGCUGAACAUAGGCCUGUACCCCAGUGAUUUUCAUAAUGACCGCUUGGUAGCGGCCUGCAUCCAGCAUCUUCCUGCUUACCUUUAUGAGGUCGUCGGUCCACUUUGUAGGUGGACGUCCUACGAUGCGCUUUCCGGUACGUAGCCUCCACUUUAACCCUGCUGCCUCAGUUCUGCAACCUACUGUGCCCUGCCCAUUGCCACUUCAGCUUGCUGAUCCGUCGAGCUAUGUCAGCGACUUUAGUUCGUUUACGGAUCUCCUAAAUUCUGAUACGGUUUCGUGAA
Ostrinia nubilalis (European corn borer) is the source of this 2408-nucleotide messenger RNA. Its product is annotated as UPF0669 protein C6orf120 homolog. The transcript is spliced from 4 exons. The record is from RefSeq and is a predicted model, not a curated record. Lineage: Eukaryota; Metazoa; Arthropoda; Insecta; Lepidoptera; Crambidae. Bases 65 to 649 code for a protein of 194 amino acids.